Messenger RNA from Perognathus longimembris pacificus (Pacific pocket mouse), 764 nucleotides. RefSeq names its product basic leucine zipper ATF-like transcription factor 3 (gene Batf3). Gene Ontology annotation, molecular function: RNA polymerase II cis-regulatory region sequence-specific DNA binding; DNA-binding transcription factor activity, RNA polymerase II-specific. Gene Ontology annotation, biological process: regulation of transcription by RNA polymerase II. Gene Ontology annotation, cellular component: nucleus. The coding region runs from base 16 to 381 and encodes 121 amino acids. The transcript has 3 exons. The record is from RefSeq and is a predicted model, not a curated record. NCBI's taxonomy places the organism in Eukaryota, Metazoa, Chordata, Mammalia, Rodentia, Heteromyidae.
GGACCAGCGCCCGGCAUGUCGCAAGCGCUCCCCGCCGCCAGCAGCGUCCAGCUGAGGAGCGCCGCGGCGCCCCGGAGCCAGCCGCAGCCACAGAGCCCAGAGGAUGAUGACAGGAAGGUUCGAAGGAGAGAGAAAAACCGAGUUGCUGCUCAAAGAAGUCGAAAGAAACAGACCCAGAAGGCUGACAAACUCCACGAGGAAUACGAGUGCCUGGAGCAGGAAAACACCGUUCUGCGGAGGGAGAUCGGAAAGCUGACGGAGGAGCUGAGGCACCUGAGCGAGGUGCUGAAGGAGCAUGAGAAAAUGUGCCCACUGCUAUUGUGCCCUAUGAACUUCGUGCAGGUGCUGCAAGAGCCCGUGGCCAGCUGCCUGCCCCGAUGAAGCCAAGGAUGCCGUCCCUCCUGCGUGGAGUGAGGAGCGUCGGUCCUUUACAAACCUGGCAAAAAGGAUUUCCAUCUGCACUUGGGUACAGGGGCACCGGAAGUAACCUGGCCAGCUGUGGCCUCCACAGACUGUCCUCAGCCCAGCCCAGUGCUCUGCCAGCCCCAUACUCAGAGCCCUGGAACAGCACGUCCAGGAGGAAGGCCAUCCUCAGGAAUCACGUCUUAUCCAUUUUGGCAGCUAGUGAUAAAGGAUUGUGCAGGGAGUUAGGCGAUCUGAUGGGUGAGAACAAUGGCUUGGAUGCUAUUUAUUUUUUCUUUUUGCCAGUCCUGGGGCUUAAACUCAAGGCUUGGGUGCUGUCCCUGAGCCUCUCUGAGCUCAAA